GCUUUGGGGCAUGACUAAGGGAUGGGAAUCAAGAACUGGUUCCAGAUGUUGACCACUUCUACCAAGACUGAACCACCCUCUUUAAGUCAGCUCUAUGUUUCCAGUUAAAUAGAGGCAGUCAGAUUCAGAUUCAGACAACUUUACUUAUCCCCCAAGGCCAAGUCCGUUCGCAGUAACCCUGUCGUUUGAGCCCUCCAAACGCACAAAUCAAAAAUCACACAGAUCAGAUCAGCAGACAAACAAAUCAGACAAGUGCAAGACAUUAACAGCAGCCAGUAGACAAACACAUUCCCGUCAGUACUCACAGAUCAGCAGGAUCAGCAAUAAAUUGCUAAAUAAAGUACAAUAUGCAGUCAAGCUCCACAGAGCAAUGGUUAAAAUACAAUAAUAUCUACAAGUUUGAGACACAAGAUAAGAAAUAUAACACUCCUGAAACUCCAUAACUCAGCUAAUAUAACAGCCAGGGAGUCAAUUCAUGAUGCACAUGUGGCAAGGGGGUGCUAUUUUAUUCAAAAAUAGAGAAUAUUGUCUCCAACCAGCAACGCCACCUGGGGACUUGCACCCCAGGAAACUGAACUUUCAAACUAAAACAGGAAGCUAAAAUAAGAAUAAGGCAACACAGGUAAGUUCUGAAGAGGCAGAGACAGAGUUCAAAAUAUUUAUUAGAUCAAAAAAAAUGAAGUUAAACGUAAAUAUAACUGAGAAAUUUAACCUAGGAGGGAAAGAAAGGGAUAAAGUUAAAACAUCAUAACAAAAACACAGAUAAGGGGCAAGAAAGUUAAUUUUAUUUCUAUAAUAAAAUUUAAAACAAGGCCUUCUACAAAAGUUAAAAAGUACAAUAACCCCAACUUAAACUAAAUCAAAGAAACCCAAACUAAGUUAACUUAAGAUAAGCUGAGGCCACCAGAAGGGAGGCAGACUACAGAGGGAAAGUGCAGGGGGUGCUCCCUUAUACUCACCAAGUGAAGCACAGCACACACACUGCAAACCUUCAACAAAAGAAACAAAAUCGGUGUAGUCUUGUGACCCGGUGUCAAACUCAUGCAAAGGUGGAGGGCCCUCACCCGGGGUGCCUAGCCUCCCAAACUAGUGGGCUCAACCUCUGAAAUAAAAUAAAAGGAUUAACCAAAGAAACAAACAAACCAGCGAACCCAGUUGGUAAAACUAGAGGGAACUAAGGAGAAAAGCAACUAAGGGUAACUAAGAACAGAAUGCAAACUAAUGGGGGAGUAACUGUGUAAAACAACCAAACUUAGAAGUAGAAACAAACCAAGUAAGGGGGGAAACCAAUCAAAAGGGCAGAAACAAUCAAAGUAAACAGGCAAAAAUAACUACAAUUAAUGGGGGCAACAAAACAGCAGCAGGUCUACCACCUACAAACAAAAAAGACAUGCUGUUAAAAGCAAUCAUAAAACUCUAAGGAUUAAAAGUUACCAGCCACCCUACUCACCAGCACUCUGAGCAGAUCAGAAGGCCGACUACAGGUGAGCUGCUGCCUUUUAUGCAGCUGACCUGAUUAGGGGAAGGGAGGGGUUAGAGGAGGAGGGAGAGCUGCAUUCAACAGCAGCAAGGUGCUGCCUGCCACACACAGAAGACAGGAGUGGUACAAUUUACUGUUAUUUCCAACAUGGAAAUGUUAUGUCUUCAAUAUUGGUCCUGAAAAUAGUACAAUAUAAUGCGCUAUCCUCCCGUAAAAUCUUGAUAGAUUCAGUGUGUUUUACAACAUCAAGGGCUUUUCUAUCUAUCUGGAUCAAAUCCCUCAAAUAAUAUAUAACAAUAUUGUCAUUUUUUUUUGGAAGCUGACCGUGCGAUUUAAAAACUAUCAUCAUUGUUUUAGUCUGUUAACCAAUCAGAGGCUGUGUUUUUGAUAAGCUGACCUGCAAAGGUCCAAUCAGAUUCCCAGCUUUCCUGUCUCAGCAGUACAGUGGAGCUCGUGAUGAACUGUUUGUUGACACUGAAAACCUGUUUAGGCCAACAUUUUUUUUGUUUGCAGGGAAUCCAUUAGAGCUGAUGAGAAACAAUCAAGACUCCUCUCCUGGGAAUGGCACUGAUCCUCAGUCUCUUGGUCUAGGACUGAUGGUGCGAUAGUUUCACCAGAUAAAAAGAACAAACUGAAAGUAUCCUGUGUCCAUUAUCUUUUCUGGUGUUACAUAACACAGAUCCAACAAAGGCCAACACUGUCCUAAAAAUGCUAAUUUAAGGUAAUUUCAAACUAAUGAUGUCAUGGAGGGUACAUCCACUUAUAUGUCCUCAUCCCAGGCACGGGAAGUUGCCAUGCCAACCAAAACAGUAUUGUCACCUUAAACUUACAUGUGUGCUGUUAAUGAGGUAUUAGCAAUAAUAGAGCUCAUCCCAGUUCCUUACAUUAUCAUUCAUGCAGUGAUCUUAAUUGGCAGGGAUGCUUUAAUGAUUAAGUGCUGCACUGAUUGGCUACAUGAAUGUCCUCUGAGGAGGGAGGAUGCAAGGAGGGAGACAGGUGUAGACAGAUGCGUACAUAAAAACCAAAAAAACUUGGCAAGCCCUCCAGGAGAACCCAGGCAGGUGCACUAUACUCAUGAUCCAGAAUGUGGCCCCAAGAUGUUGUCCUUGGGUGUUGAGCUACAAACCCCAAACCGAGCGAAGUUUGGAUUUCAUGUAAAAUUAAUUGGGGUUUGUAAAGUUUGAAUAUAUUCCUACUUUUUUGAGGUUAUUGAGGCAGCCUGGGGUUAAGAGUUUGGCAACUGAUGUUGACUCCUUGUUCUUAAAAAUAAAAAGCAGCCUCUGAUUUCUUUGGUCUUUCGACACUGUCACAGGUUAUAGAUAUUUGUGUAAGUUUUAGGAAUCGAACAUCUGGCUCUAACCUCUGACAUCUUGAUUUGAUGCAACACCUCACUAGCGUGGGAGGAAGUUAAAUCACUCAGAGGAGUGGGAGGGCUGGGAGUGACUUUGUAUCUGUGCUUAUGAAAAUAAUUUCGCCAGCGCUGCACAAUGAAGAGUUUGUUUCUCUCCCACAUUCUUAGGGCUGGAGGAUGACUCUCCUGUAUCAGUGUAUUAGCAAGGAAAACUGUGUUUAUCAUAGUAUGGGAUCUCUAACAGUUUGUUUCAGAUCCAAACUGGCAUCAUUUAACCUCAUCCAAAUCCACAGGCUUGUCCUUACCGAAAAAAAAGGAAACAAAUCAGAGGAAUUUGACCUUUGUUUGAACUUUCACUUCCUAGGAAAUAUUACCAGCACUCCAGAUUAGACAUGUUUAGUUUUGGUAAAACACCCUCUAAAUCCCAGACUUCCUCUGCUGGCACUAUAACUCAAGAAAAUUAACUACUGAGGGGUUUGUCUGCAUUGUUAAGGACCAGAGAAACUGAGGCCAGCUUCUGUGGAUUCGUUUCCAAGAAUAAAAACACUGAGUGUGGGACGUGCAAGUCUGCUCUGGUGGCUGUGACUCACAAUUACCAGCAGCUGGCUUUCUCUCUGCUUCCUGAGGUCCACGUGGAUUUCACAACAGCAUGCACUCCAGCUACAAAUGGAUUCCUCAAAACAUGCAUCAUCACUUCUUUGGAAGGGAGUUUUUCUGUAACUUGACACUCUGACUCUUUUCACGUUUGAUUCCCAGCCCUCACAGACGCAAGACUUAGCUGUGCCAGAGCUGACACAAACAACCAGACUUUCUCAUGUGAGUAUUGAGAUUAUCCUCCUGGAAGAUAUUCUAUUGGGAAUGAACCUGGAAUUUAUUUGUCACUAUAGCAGUUGUUUAUUUCUAUAGGUAUCGAGUGAAAAGACUACAAACAAACAAAUCAAACGAGGACCAUAACCAGCCAUGAUCCUGUGGUUAUUACUGUUGGUGUCACUGUUUUGUGGGAGCUCUGAAGAUAAAACUGGAAAAGCAGAUAGUGAGUAUAUCUCCUUUUCACUGCAUAAAGCCUGCUGUUAAGAAAUGUUCUGGUAUUAAUAGCAUGAGAAUGCUGUCAUAAAAUUACAAUAAAACUCUAACCACUCUUCUUUUCAGAUCUUUUUAACACAUUUAAAUUAGCACAUGAUUGUGAUUGAUUUCCAUUCCAGUUAAUGUUAUAAAUAAGAUAGACAAGUUCUUUUCGCUUUUCAUAACUCACAUAGCUGACAUGCCAUUGGCACAAUGAAGAGACAGAGUGAGAGCAAACCGGGUCACUUUGCAAAUUUGGCAGCAAACAUCUUGGCCAAAAACCUGCAGGGAAUUCCCUCCUCUUAUUUCAUCUCCUUUUAUAUCCCAAAAUGUCUUUGGAUUUACUGAAGCAGAUUGUUUCAGUCUGCAGAUUUGAAAUGGGUUGUAAUGACUGCAGCAUGAUACUUAUGGAGGAAGUGUCUGAUCAAUGUAUGUCAACUCGAAGUGGACGGGUUCAGAUUAAGAAACUCCUCUGACUAAAAGUGUGUCCAUUGUGUGUCCAAGUGUGACAAACAUGGGAGUUGCUGGUGUACCACUGCCCAAAACUCUCAAGACUCAAGAUUAAUGACAUUUUAAAAUGAUCAGCAACACAGAAUGUUACAUCUGAAACUGUUUCUUGCUUGUAUUUAACAUAAAUUCUGUUACUAUGUAUUAAAUAAUGCUGCUUAAAAAUUUGUCUGACACAAAUAUAAAUAUCAUCUUUCUGUAAUGUAUAACCCAAAAUAGUUACAGGCUGAGAUAACCAUGUAAUGUGCAUAAAGUGAUUAAAUUAUACAUGACUUUUUGUUAGUUUUUAAAUACUUUCUUUUUCACAACCAAAACAACAAAUUUCAUUCACCCACCAACCUACUCUAAUGUAACAAGCAUGACAAAAUAAACAAAUAUAAGCUAUAAAUGAAGAUAAAAGUAGUGGAAGAUUACUAAUGAAUAAUAAUAGCUAAGAUGGUAAAGAAAAUAAUUGUUAACAAAAAAGCAAAUACUUAUAUAAUAAAUGCAACAAACGGAAGAUAAAUACAUGAAAAUAAUAGAGAAAGAAUCAAUAAAUAAUAAAAAAAUUUAAAGGUUAUACCUUUAGCAGAAAUAGCAAAAAGUGUGUACAUUUAUAAACUAAUACAAUUAACACUUCCUUAAAGUAACCCUUUUCUGUUUUUCUCCAGCUCACCUCAAUUUUUCUUCUUUUUUCUUUGUCUUCAUGAGUAAACAUUUGCAUAGUGAAACCAUUGCAUGCUUUCUAUCUAUUCAUAUUUGAGCAGCAUGGGUCUACAUUAUCACAUAGAUGGAGAUGAAUGUUGGAAACCUUCACUUUCAGCUUUUUUUUUUUAAGUUUUUUUUUACCUUGGCCCUUCCCCCGCUGUAGUCUACCUUUUUCUUCAUCACACAGAAAGUAAACAUAGCAGAGGGAAGAAGUUUUUCCAGACUUGUAGUUACUGGAGCAGUGAAAAAAUGUGAACAAUUACAGCUAAAAAGAAAUGCACUUUGACUUUUCGGGGCAGCCUCUGCUCUUCGUGAGAACUUUGUUGGUCUUUGUGCCUUAAAAUAGAGCACACGCACACACACACACACACACACACGCACACACACACACACACACACACACACACACACACACACACACACAUAAUGUGGUCUGGAUCUGCAAGGUCACGUUUAAUGAAUUCUCAUGCCCUUAGUGGAAAGUUUCUUAGAAACUGAAUAUUUUUGGUUUACAUAAAAAUUAUAAGGAAAUAAUGAACUUGGAGUGGGUUCAACCUUAUUUGGUAAAAACAUUUGUAAACACAGAGAACACUAAUAUACGUGUGACUGAAAGAGCGGAUUUAUAUAUAUGUAGAUGAGACUGCGUUGUGGAUAACUUCAUCUAAGAGAGACAAUUUUUAUUGGGAUAUAUUUUAUUAUUUUUUAAAAUCAGAUCUUAAUUUAGUCAGGUUAGUCCCACUGAGAUCAUCAGAGACACAUUUACAGGAAUAUGAGGGGAUAACACAAGAUGGCCCUGCAGAUGGGGUCUUUUUAAAUUUGAAUCCCUAGACCCACAAGUCCUCCAAAACACAUACCCCAAAUUGGUGUCUUUAUUAAUCGAGGGAAACCCACUUGCACAAAUACAGGUACAGCUGAAAAAUUAGACUAAAUCAAAGUAUAUAACUGCAAAGUUGAGGGAAAAGUGUUGGAGAAGGUGACCAAGCUGCAUGAAAAGUGCCAAGAAAAGUGGAUUCAAGAAACUUGGGGAGCUUUAAAUUGAGGCUGGAGUCAGAGCACCAAGAGCCACCAAACACAAACAACUGUCAACUGUCAAGUAAAUUUAGCAGCUCAUUUAGAAAUUAAUGUCCCAGUGUGUAACAGAUGAUCAGAGAGGCCUAGAAUCUAAGUUUAGCAUGAACUUUCCACAGUCUGUGAUGACUUAAGGUGCCAUGUCCUCUGCUACUAUUAAACCACUAUAUUAUUUAUCAAGUCCAAAGUCAGCACAGCCUAAGUGCAUCAGGAAAUUUUAGAGGUCUUCAUGCUUCCAUCUGUUGAGAAUAACUAUUCAGGUACAGAUUUAUUUUUCCGGCAGGACUUGGCACCAACUUCAGGUUUUUCCUGUUUCUUCCCAACUCGGCAGCUACAAGGGGGCUGUCUAACAUGAGUCUAGGUCCUCCCCAAGGUUUCUGCCUGUUAAAAGGAAGUUUUUCCUCACCACUGUCACUCAUGUUGGUUGAGAUGGGUCAAAUCUGUCCCAUCUUAAGGUUGGAUCUUUGUAAUUCAUUAAACAAUCAAUUCACCAAGAUAAUUCAGUUUGAAGAUGCUGGGCUGGCAAUAAAAUAUAUAAUAUGAAAAUAUUUGCAUGCAGCAAGAUAUUUGUGUAAAAGUCUCUAACAAAAUGCAAACUUCUCAACUAAGCUAGACCAACAACUCCAACACUAAAAAGACUGUUUUUGCCAAUCGAGUCUGGUGUCUUUGUAGAGUGUCAAUUAACAUUUUGGCUGUUUAUGGUUUAGAAGAUCUCCCAGUCCAACAAAGAGGUGCAGGGAUCCUUUUUAUAAUGUUGCCAAACACCAAAAUAACAACCUGAGCCUGCUGAGACAAAAAACAAAACUUUGAGUGUAUACUUGGCCUUCACACUCUGCUUCACUGCUGCAGGUUAGAGAAAUCAGCAGCAGUGAAGCAGACUGUGAAGGAGCAGCAGCAGCAGCAGCAUCAGUCCCAGAUGUGUUUGUACUUGUUUGUCAUUCUAGUUGCAACAAUCAAAACAUGAGGCCAAGGGCUGUAAAUAUCCAAACUGCUGGGGAGUAAAAUCCUUUGAAAUUAUUGUCUUUUUUUUAAACUAAGGUGUGACACAUUGUGGACCCCAGAAUCUGAAACUCAACAGCUCUGACCAGACAAUCUUCUUGACAUGGGAAGACGACUCUUCCUGCUCAGCGGUGCGAGAUGUGCUGAUCUACAAGCUGGUGGUCCUUAUAGCAGAUCAAGAAGAACAUCACGUAAGAGAUUUGAACUCUCAAGUCAUCCUUAUUUCCGCAACAAUAGCAUUUAAAAUGGUCAAACAAACCUACCUCUGAUUUCAGGAUGAAGUGACCGUGAUGCCGGAGCAGAUUGGAUCUACUCACUCCUGGAAGUGGACAUCGAAUAUGCCGUUGGAGUGUGCGUCUCAUACAGUCAGGAUCAGUUUCCGAUACAACAACCAUACAAGCCUAUGGAUGCAGGAAAAAACUCUAUCUGGUAAAUAUCCCAUGUACUUUGAUCAUCAGACAUUUUUAUGCCAAAUUUGGGAGUGCAGGAAAAGCCCAAAUGCAGAUCCCAACAGGCAGACUAACUGGAUUUGUAAUGCAAAAAAUUACACAGAGACAGAUGCAGUUUGUAAGGAUGGCAGGAUUGAAGAUCCAAAGCCAAGUGAAGAAGAUCUUUGUCCCUUAUCUGAUCAGGGUUCUAGACAAGCAAAGAGGUCAAAAUUGAGGACUCAGGCGCAGAAGGUGGAAUUGCAGAAGAAACUCCAACAGUUUCGUAAUCACCUCUUUCUUUCGAUGCUGACUUUGUCUUAUUGUGAUGUGUUUGCAGGAAAAGAAGUCACCAAUGAGCCGCAGGUGUACCCAAAAGACAAUGUUUUCAUGGUUGGGAGUAAAGCCACCUUCUGCUGCAUCCUGCCUGCAGGACAGACUCUAAAGAAAAUGUACUUGGACGGGCAUGAAAAUGCUAAUAUUGGUACGACCAUGAUCAGCAAUCAGACGCACAUUUUGACAGUCAUCCUGGAUCGGCCCACAGACAAAAGCUGCACUAGGCUGUGGUGUCAGUCAUCUGACUACGGUGUUUGUGCUUAUGUUGGCUGUGAGUAUGAUUGUGUUCCGCAAUAGUCUGCAGUAUAAUUGUCUUAAACAUACCGUGUAAAUCUGGAUAUUUUUUAAUUUUUAUUUUUUUAACUUGCCUUGAUUCAGACCCGCCCCGUGACCAUGAUCUUCAGUGUGAAACUCAUGAUCUGAAAAGAGUCAAUUGUUGCUGGAAGAUAAAGAAUACACACCUGCACUUACCCAAGUUUUUAACAAAGUAUUAUCUAAAUGGAAGGUAGGAAACUGUUUUAUUACAAAACACCAAUUCUGACAGAUCUGGGACUCUGUGAAAUGUUGAUGAAAACAGAAUUUGAUGGUUGUCAAUAAUUUAAAGUUCAUUUUUAAUCUCAAAUGGUGAGAAGAAGACAUAUUGGACAUCAUGGACAAUAUAUGCUUAUACUAAAUUUGAUGUCAGCAAAAUGUUUCAUAAAAGUUUAGACAAGAACAUCCAAAACUCUGUAAACCAGAGACACCAGUGAACGAGAACACCAGUUUAAGAAAGUGAAAUGUUGUCCUAUUCUUACCUGACAGAGGAUUUCAGCUGCUCAACAGUUUAGGGUCUCCUUCGGCCUAUUCUUUUGUAUCAUGAUGCUCCAAAUGUUUUCAAUGGUUAAAAAGUCAGAAAUGUGGUUUGUCACUGUCUUGCUGGGUUUUAAAAUACUGUUUAUACAGUACUGGUACUAGUAUUGUACUGGUUUUGGAAAUUAAAACAAGAUUUAAAAAUAUUAAAUCUUCAUGCCGGUAAUAUUUUUUUCCUUUUGGACGACAUGAAGAAGAGUUUCCAGACCUGUUCCAAGGGGCUCUGUGAGGAAUUAUUGUCAAGAAGUUGAGGGGGGCGCUGAUAGCGGAAACUGGACGUUAACGGCAGAAAAUAAACUUGGGAAGUUGGUGCUGACAGACAGAGCGGACUUGUUGAAAAGAGGUAAAAGAAAAUAAGAACUUUGCGAUUAACGAGAACUUGUUUGAUUUUCGAUGUAUGUGUUCAACCUUAAAUUCAGCUUUGUCUCUUUUGUUUCAGUGCACAUGUUUGCUCCAUUGGGAGUGUCCGCUUCAGCUGUGAACGCCAGAAAUGUCAGCCUGACAUGGGAGUGGACAGUGCAAGGCUAUCAUAAUCUGGAUAUUACAUGUCAAGUAAAUGUCAGCAGUGGUGAAACAAAUACUGUGGUGAGUAAACGAAAGGAGGAGAUUUAUGGUCUGUUCCUUUUCUGAACCCCUGUAGUUGGGUAAUUCCGGUAUUUUGCUCUGUCCUUCUAAAUUUUGACAUCGAAGAGGAAAAGGUUUUGCAAUGUCUACGGUUGAUUGCUUCAGUCUGCAGCUGUGAAAUCUGUAAUGGAUGCGAAACAAAGGCAGAAGUUCAAAAUGACGAAGAAUUCAGUCUAAUACUGGUGUUGUUCAUGUUUAAUUUCCAGGUUAAUAUUUCUGGAGUCGGCCUUAGUUCUGCAGUUGUGGUUGAUUUGACACCAAACUGGAUCUACAGUGCAGAAGUAAGAUGUGGGACGACACAACAUCUUUGGAAAUGGGGUAACUGGAGCAAAACCUUUAGCUUUCGCACAAAGGGGGAUGGUAAGUGUUGAAAAACCAACAACCAAAGUGUUCAAUCAGUUCAGCUUUGUGGUGAACUAAUGAUGGUUUUUCUCACAGUUCCAGAUGCUCUGGAUGUGUGGAUGCGAAGGGAGGAUAACCAAACUCUUAUUGUUUGGAAGGUAAGUCAGAUGAGCACCAGAUUAGUUUUAUAUGUAUAAGGUAUGUUAAUGUUAUCAAAAUCUCACAAUAUGAUAAUAUCACAUUAAAAAAUAAUUGACAGGAUAUUUACCAGAUGUUAUGAACCCAGACAUGAUACAGCUUUGUGGCUUGAAAUUUCAUCAACCUAACCUUUAUUUCCUCUCUGCAGGAGCUGUUGGCCAAUCAGAGUCAUGGAAAUAUCUCUGAGUAUGAAGUGAGCUGGGUGAAGACCACAGAGAGAGAACAUUUAAGUACAGCCAACACCGGUCCAGACAAUCACAGUGUUUCCCUCAGUUUGGACCUCACUGAGGAGUACAUCGUCACUGUGACAGCAAAGAAUCGAAACGGCAGCUCAUCCCCGUCAACCAUCACCAUCCCACGACUCAGACCAGGUGUGAUACGAGCAGGACUGUGUGUAUUGUUAACAACAAUCCAAAAAUCUAUUGCGUAAAGCUGAUGUCCGAGUCUCUUUUCAGACGGAACUGCAGCUGACACUUCUCGGAUCCUUGGUAACAACGGUGGCUUUGAGCUGUCCUGGUCUGCGAGUCCUGUAGCUGGCUGUGGAUACAUCGUGGAUUGGUGUCCCACGUCAGAGAGCUGCAGAGUGGAGUGGCUGAAAGUUCCUCCAAAUGAGACAAAAGCUCAAAUCUUUUCAAGUUAGUCUAAAUCUUUGAACGAAGCACAAAUACACCUUCAUGUAGUGAGUUCUUGUGCGUCAGUCUUAUUUUCUUAUCCCUUGAAUGCAGAAAAUUUCAGAGAUGGGCAAAGAUACUCUCUGUCAGUAUACGCGUGCACACAUGGAGCUCCAGUCCUACUAGAGAGAAGAGAGGGAUACGUAAAGGAGCAAAGUAAGUUUUUCAUUUGCCAAGAUGAUUUAGCACUUUAAUAAAUAAACUUUUUUUUUCUGACAGUUUUUCAUUUAUGUUUCUCUCUGUCAGGAAUAAAGGAUGGCUUGUUUAAAUUAUUAAGGUACAAACAGCUAGAUUUAGACGUUCAGGUAUCCUGGGAUCCGGUACCUUUAGCAAGUCAAAGCGCCUUCAUCCAAGGAUAUGUUCUGUACGGUGAGGACAAGAACAACAGACUCGUCUGCAAUGUCAGCACAGGUCGGUGAAACUGAACUGAUAACAUUAUUUCUCCUUCACUAAGUAUAUAAAACACUACAAAAUGAAGCACGAUAACAACAAAUGAAACAGUGAAUGAAGGUAUCAGGGCAUAGCUUUGGCUAUUUUGAGCUGAAAUGGCUAGAAUCCAUCCAUCCAUACUCCCAACCACUCACUUUCUUCAACUUGUUAGGGAUCAGGUUACAGGGACAGCAAGAGAGUGCUGUGAGUUCAAAAUUAAAAGAGCUGAUGCCAAGUAUCUUAUUGCAUGUACGAAGCUGACGAUGAAAGCUAUGUUUCAAAACUAGAUGCUAGAAAACUCUGUUGGUGGAUACAGUUCCUCAGCUGUAAUUGUGAGUGAAUGUAAAUACGACUGAUGUCAGUAUUUAAGAGUUUUAUUGCGUUAGGAUAGAAGUUAUGAUUUAUGGGUUUUUGUAAUGAAUGACUUCAGUGUUGGGAGAAAUUAAAGGUUCAGAAUUAAAGGAAUAUGUCCCUCUCUUUGUCCUCUCAAGUUUUCUUUAAGAUGUUUCUUGAUAACAUGAAUCUCUAUCUUGGUUUAGGUAAUCCUAAUGCCACCAGCCUGAUGGCAAAAAACCUUGCUAUCGACACCUACACCUUCACAGUAAAGGCAAUGACAGCAGUUGGAGACUGUGGGGAUACAGUCACCAUUGCCACCUUAAACUCACUGAGUAAGUUUCCUCUCUUCUCUCUCAAAAAGAGCAAAAGGAGUAAAACAAUAAAUUACCAAAGCAUUUAUCACUUGAUUUACUUUUAUCGCUGUAUUUUCUCUCUAGCCGAUGAGCUGAUCAAGGUGGUCUCCAUCUCAUUGGUGUCGAUCUUUUGUCUCCUCUGUCUCAUCACCUUUCUUUGCUACAGAAACUGGUCAUGGUGAGAAAGUUACAGUUUUUAAUGAGCUCAUGAGCCCAAUCUUGGCCUCUGAUAAAGUUAUUUUAAUGUUUUCCAUGACAUCUGUCUGACACAUUGUUCUUGCUUUCUUAUAUCCGACAGUAUCAAACACAAGGUCUAUCCUCCGAUCCCAAAGCCAGUGUUGACAGACAAGUGGUUGACAACGGUAGGCUCUUACAUUUAUGCUUGAAAGUCCACGAUAAAAAGCUCUGUGUUAGUGGAGGGCCUUUACAGUUUCAUUAUGAGUAUGAAGUCAUGAUGUAAUGAGAGCAAAAAUUAGUUAUUUUAUGUUCAUAAAGUCAUUUUAACAAUUUAACAUUGUUUUUCAGUGAAUAAAGUGAUUGAGUUUUGUAACUGUAAACCAUAACUUUAGUCCAUGAUAAGACGUUGGUUUACGGCCACUGUUGAGGGUUACACCAGCUGAGCAGCCAGCCUCCAGUUUAAACCUGAAUAAGACUGUGUAUCUGAAAUUCUUCAAUAGAACAGGUUUAACGAAUAAGGAAAAUCUUGUUCCUAUAACUUUGUUUUCGCAGCAUAACAGCUUUAAUCUGGUUGUAUUCUGAGUUGAUUUUCAUCAGACUUUAUUCUUGUAAUCUUACUGUUUAAUCUAUGAAAUCUUGGUUUGAUCUUCUUCCUUGAUGUAGACCUUUUACUUCCUUGCGCUUGUGGCAUUUAGUUAUAAAUCACAGAAAUAUAUAUAUUUUAAAUUAAAGAGCUUGUUCUGCAGAUAUUACAUGUAUUUCUCAUUAUGUUUCAUCGCUGGUUUGCAGGAAAGAGACAUCAAAAUAUCACAGAUGUUUCCAUAAUAAUGAGGUCUUUUUCCCUUUUUUCUAGGUCAAUAAUGGUUGUUAUCUUCACGAGGGGUCAUAUCUUCACAGUGAAGCAGAUAUCAUGGAUGUCCCAGAGCUGUUCCAAACAGCAAGAGCUCCAGUGGAGGACUAUGACCAAGAGAGCAUUUCUUAUACUUCUGUGCAACCUUUAAACAGCUACUACAACCUGCCUAUGAAAAACUGCGUCCCACAGCCCUCCACUUUACUCGCUACAGACAUCCCACCGACAUCAAGAAUACUGUCACCUCCAUUCAGAGGUUUAUUUCCAAACCCAUCGUACAAGAUGACCUUGGAGCAGGAGUAUCAGCCAUGCAGCUCACCUCCUGAACUUCAUGGGGGCACAUAUUUAGAGAAGAGCUGUGAUGGAUACCAGCCUCAGAUUCAGACUACAGAACUCUUUCCAAACCUGACAAACAACAGUCCUGACAGCUCCUUAUUUUGUGUUUCUUCUUAUGUUCUGCUACCACAGUCAUCUCACACGUAGACGCUUCAUGCACAGCUAACACACAAAGAUUUAAUCAUAUCUGGUAAUGCUAUUUCAACUGAUUCACUCUGACCUUGAGUUUUUUUUCAGCAGUUUAAAUGACAUAUAAAGCUACACAAAGGAGAGAGGCUUGUUUUUUGUCUUAGGCUCUGACUGUUGUCUGAUCAUGCUGUAUGUGUCUGUGUGACAGAGUGAAUGUUGAGUUGAUUUCCACUGUGAACACUGGAGGGAGCUAGAGCGACACUUUUGAAGACUGAACACUGUGAAGACUGAACUUUUACACUGCCUAUUGAGGUAUUUUCUCAAACUUUUGUGUUUUCUGUUUAUUUUUUAUACUUGAAGUCUCUGCAUUGGUUUGCAGUUACUGUACUUAUAGUGCACUAUGUUUUCUUAAAUAAAAAGAUUUAACCAGAUGAGACAAA
Molecule: messenger RNA, 13649 nt
Organism: Xyrichtys novacula (pearly razorfish)
Lineage: Eukaryota; Metazoa; Chordata; Actinopteri; Labriformes; Labridae
Source: the annotation of a GenBank genome assembly